Molecule: messenger RNA, 1534 nt
Organism: Agrilus planipennis (emerald ash borer)
Lineage: Eukaryota; Metazoa; Arthropoda; Insecta; Coleoptera; Buprestidae
Source: the annotation of a RefSeq genome assembly
AUGAAUAAAUGAUUAUUUUCCACAAAUCAUAAGGAUAUUGGCACACUCUACUUUAUUUUUGGGGCCUGAUCAGGAAUAGUAGGAACAGCCCUUAGACUACUAAUUCGAGCAGAAUUAGGAAAUCCAGGAGCAUUAAUUGGCAAUGACCAAAUCUAUAAUGUUAUUGUUACUGCUCAUGCUUUUAUUAUAAUUUUCUUCAUGGUUAUACCUAUUAUAAUAGGGGGAUUUGGAAACUGAUUGGUUCCUUUAAUGUUAGGGGCACCUGAUAUAGCUUUCCCCCGAAUAAAUAAUAUAAGAUUCUGGCUACUCCCUCCCUCUUUAACAUUACUUUUAAUAAGAAGAAUAGUCGAAAGAGGAGCAGGGACUGGUUGGACAGUAUAUCCACCAUUAGCGGCUAAUAUUGCCCAUAGAGGGGGCUCUGUUGACUUAGCAAUUUUUAGACUUCAUUUAGCUGGAAUCUCCUCAAUUCUAGGGGCAAUUAAUUUUAUUACAACAGUAAUUAAUAUGCGAGCAAUAGGAAUAACCUUAGACCAAACACCUCUACUAGUCUGAUCUAUUGCUAUUACAGCCCUUCUUCUUCUUUUAUCCUUACCUGUUCUUGCGGGAGCAAUUACCAUACUUUUAACAGAUCGAAACUUAAAUACAUCAUUCUUUGACCCGGCUGGAGGAGGAGACCCUAUUCUUUAUCAACAUCUCUUUUGAUUUUUUGGUCACCCCGAAGUGUAUAUUUUAAUUCUCCCUGGAUUUGGUAUAAUUUCUCAUAUUAUUAGCCAAGAAAGAGGGAAAAAGGAAACCUUUGGAUCUUUGGGUAUAAUCUAUGCAAUACUAGCAAUUGGUUUAUUAGGAUUUAUUGUAUGGGCCCAUCAUAUGUUUACAGUAGGUAUAGAUGUAGACACCCGGGCCUACUUUACUUCGGCCACUAUAAUUAUUGCUGUACCUACAGGUAUUAAAAUUUUUAGUUGAUUAGCCACUCUCCAUGGAACUCAAGUAAAUUUUUCACCGUCAAUAUUAUGGGCCCUAGGGUUCAUUUUCUUAUUUACUAUGGGAGGUUUAACCGGGGUAGUAUUAGCAAACUCUUCUAUUGAUAUUAUUCUCCAUGACACAUAUUAUGUAGUAGCCCAUUUCCAUUAUGUCUUAUCAAUAGGAGCCGUAUUCGCAAUUAUAGGAGGAUUUAUCCAAUGAUACCCACUGUUCACUGGACUAACACUUAACGAUAAAUUAUUAAAAAUUCAAUUUGCUAUUAUAUUCCUGGGAGUAAAUAUAACAUUUUUCCCGCAACACUUCUUAGGCUUGAGAGGAAUACCACGACGAUAUUCCGACUACCCAGAUGCCUACCUUAGAUGAAAUAUUAUUUCCUCAAUUGGCUCAUUAAUUUCAUUUAUUGGAACAAUAUUUUUAAUUUUUAUUAUUUGAGAGAGAAUAAUCUCAAUACGUAAAUCUUUAUCUCCACUAAAUUUACCAACAUCAGUUGAAUGGUUACAAUCUACCCCUCCCGCCGAGCAUAGAUAUUCUGAAUUACUAAUUAUUUAUAAUU